AUGUCUGACAAAUCUGAUAAGCCAUCUGGAUCUAAUUCCAGUGGUGUUCCGUCUAAAUCCAUUGAAGAAUUGUUGAAAUUGUUGGCUUUAGGACAAGAAUUAACUCCAGCACAACAAAAGGAAAUGAAGGAUUAUAAAUUCUGGAAAACUCAACCGGUUCCAUCAUUAGAUGAAAAAGUUACCGAAGAAGGUCCUAUUGAUAGAAUUAAAACUCCAGCUGAUAUUAGAGAUGAUCCAUUGCCAUUAAUUGAACAAUUUGAAUGGAGUACUUUGGAUAUUGAUAAUGAUAAAGAAUUAGAUGAAUUGUAUCAAUUGUUAUAUGAUAAUUAUGUUGAAGAUGUUGAUGCUAGUUUCAGAUUCAAAUAUAGUCGUGAAUUUUUCCAAUGGGCUUUAAAACCACCUGGUUGGAGAAAAGAUUGGCAUGUUGGUAUUAGAGUUAAAGCUACGGGUAAAUUGGUUUCAUUUAUUGCAGCCACCCCAGUAUCUAUCAAAUUAAACAAAUCUGGUAAGAGAAUUGAUUGUGUUGAAAUCAACUUUUUAUGUAUUCACAAAAAAUUAAGAAACAAAAGAUUGGCUCCUGUUUUAAUUAAAGAAAUUACUCGUAGAGUCAACAAGCAAGAUAUCUGGCAAGCUUUGUAUACUGGUGGAUCUAUUUUACCAACUCCUAUGACUACUUGUCGUUAUGAACAUCGUCCUAUCAACUGGUCUAAAUUAAACGAUGUUGGGUUCAGUCAUUUACCUCCAGAUGAAACAAAGAGCAGUAUGGUUGCCAAAUUCACGCUUCCAAGUGCUACAAAAUUACCUGGGUUGAGACCAAUGACUGAAAAGGAUAUCACUACUGUGUUAUCCUUGUUGUACAAAUACCAAGAAAGAUUUGAUAUUGUUCAACUCUUCACUGAAGAAGAAUUCAAACACUGGAUGUUGGGUAACAAUAGCUCCAGUGGUUCCAAUGUGGUCAAAAGUUAUGUUGUUGAGAACGACAAGGGAGAAAUCACAGAUUAUUUCUCAUAUUAUUUAUUACCUUUCACUGUUUUAGAUAAUUCUCAUCAUGAUGAAUUAGGUAUUGCUUACUUGUUCUAUUAUGCUACUGAUUCAGUUGACACUCCACAGUAUAAACAAAGAUUGAAUGGUUUGAUCAAUGAUGCAUUGAUCACUUCUAAGAAGUUUGAUGUUGAUGUUUUCAACUGUUUGACCUGUCAAGAUAACACAUAUUUCAUUGAAGACUUGAAAUUUGGUGCUGGUGAUGGGUUCUUGAACUAUUAUCUUUUCAACUACAAAACUUUCCCAAUGAAUGGUGGUAUUGAUAAAGAAACCAAGGAUGUCUUGAAAGAUCAAACUAGUGGUAUUGGUGUCGUGUUAUUGUAG
This is a messenger RNA of Candida tropicalis MYA-3404, 1365 nucleotides long. It is a transcript of the gene NMT1, whose product is annotated as glycylpeptide N-tetradecanoyltransferase. Gene Ontology annotation, biological process: N-terminal peptidyl-glycine N-myristoylation. NCBI's taxonomy places the organism in Eukaryota, Fungi, Ascomycota, Pichiomycetes, Serinales, Debaryomycetaceae. Gene Ontology annotation, cellular component: cytoplasm. The transcript has a single exon. The coding region runs from base 1 to 1365 and encodes 454 amino acids. The record is from RefSeq and is a predicted model, not a curated record. Gene Ontology annotation, molecular function: glycylpeptide N-tetradecanoyltransferase activity.